Sardina pilchardus (European sardine) is the source of this 1291-nucleotide messenger RNA. Its product is annotated as WAS/WASL-interacting protein family member 1-like. The record is from RefSeq and is a predicted model, not a curated record. The coding region runs from base 46 to 1152 and encodes 368 amino acids. NCBI's taxonomy places the organism in Eukaryota, Metazoa, Chordata, Actinopteri, Clupeiformes, Clupeidae. Gene Ontology annotation, molecular function: actin binding. The transcript is spliced from 8 exons.
GUGUCUUCUUAGAUGUGAGGUGUGGUCAGGGAGGUCUGAGAAAAGAUGCCCGUCCCGCCUCCACCUCCUCCUCCCCCCACGCUUGCCUUGGCCAACACAGAGAAACCCUCACUGAACAAGUCGCAGCAGCGAGGGAGAAAUGCUCUGCUAUCAGACAUAUCAAAGGGAAAACGCCUCAAGAAAGCUAUCACUAAUGACAGAAGUACUCCAGUUCUUGAUAAGGCCACAGGAGGGUCCGUCGCAAGACAGGAUCAAGUUGGCACCUUCAGCCCAGGGACUGCCCAGCAGAGACUACAGCACAGAUAUGUGCCCAAACAGUCUGUGAACAACAAAGACAAUGGAAGGGACACCCUCUCUGUGUGUAAAAUCUCCAGACCAGCUCUCGGUGGCCUUCAGACCAGACUACCUCUGCCACUACCUCCAGGAGUCUGCCCAACACCUCUACUAUCCACCCCCCAAUCUCCCUCCCUGCCUGCCAGACACCCAGGCCUUCCACUUCCCAGAGCCCAGAACUCUCUCCAUCCUCCUCCACUUCCUAACACUAGUCGUCCUCCACUACCCAGAUUCCUCAGUGUUCCUGCUGAGUGCUGCCCUCUGCUGGCAGCCAAGGAGAAAAAGCCCUCUCGCCUUCCACAAUGGCCUCCACAGCCACAGCCACAGCCACCCGCUCUGCCCUUUAAGCCUGCUAACUCCACUGGGUGCCAAGCUAUCACUCACAAAGCCAACCUGCCUCCUCUUCCCUGCCUGGCCCGGGAGCAAAACAACUCCCCAAGACCCCCCAAGAAGAGCCAGUCCUUUGCUGGAUAUGACCGCCCUCCUCCGGUGCGGUCUCGGCCCCUGCCACCUCUACCCAAUGAGAAAACUCUACCCGAUGACCGCUUAGAAGCCAUCUCAGGUCCACCUCUCCCUCCUAACAAGCCAACCCUUAAAAGUCUGCAUCCAUUACCCGCCAUUGAAAAUAGUGCUAUCAACGUCAAUGACCUUACCACAGAUGUGUGGGAGAACAGGUUCACCUUCCACCCAGUGAUGGAUUUCCCUCUCCCUGAGGUAUAUGUUCCUGGACGCAAGACCUACCCCAGCAGUCUUGUCAAAAGAUAUGCAAAAGGGAAAAGAGAGAGAGGGUCUCCUCCUCUAGCUCCAGUUAUAAGAUGAAGUUAUGUAUUUUUAAAAUGUGCAUUAUUUUGGGUUUUAUUCCUUCAUUACUACAUCUUGUACAUGUUGACAAACAAAACAUUGUAGUGUUUUUCCAAAUGAUUGAUUAAAAUUGAUCUCAAUUUGUACAUUAUUUCCA